Messenger RNA from Engraulis encrasicolus (European anchovy), 940 nucleotides. RefSeq names its product cytochrome c. The record is from RefSeq and is a predicted model, not a curated record. NCBI's taxonomy places the organism in Eukaryota, Metazoa, Chordata, Actinopteri, Clupeiformes, Engraulidae. Gene Ontology annotation, biological process: mitochondrial electron transport, cytochrome c to oxygen; mitochondrial electron transport, ubiquinol to cytochrome c. The transcript has 3 exons. Gene Ontology annotation, molecular function: heme binding; electron transfer activity. Bases 145 to 459 code for a protein of 104 amino acids. Gene Ontology annotation, cellular component: mitochondrial intermembrane space.
GGAGGUGAGCGAGAUUUUUUGUUGUUGAAGACUGCUGUUUAGGGAGUUGACUAAUGCUGGAUAUAUUAUGUUAUUCGCCCCAUCUUUGAAAUGUGGAGAAUUGAUGACAGGAGAGUCUGAGAGCGGAUGAAAUAACGGUAAACCAUGGGUGACGUGGCUAAAGGCAAAAAGGUUUUCGUCCAAAAGUGUGCCCAGUGCCACACUGUGGAAGACGGUGGAAAGCACAAAGUGGGACCCAACUUGUGGGGGCUGUUUGGCCGGAAAACGGGACAGGCCGAGGGCUACUCCUACACAGAUGCCAACAAGGGGAAAGGCAUCGUCUGGGGAGACGGCACUCUGAUGGAGUACUUGGAGAACCCCAAGAAAUACAUUCCAGGCACAAAGAUGAUCUUUGCUGGGAUCAAGAAGAAGGGCGAGCGCCAAGACCUAGUUGCAUAUCUCAAGGCAGCUACAUCAUGAAUCAAUGUAUAACUUGAAAAACAAAUAUUUUAUUUAAUGUGUUAUUCUUUUUUCUUCUUCGUUUUUUGUAUGUGAACACACAACCGCAACAACAGCAAAAUCAACACAAAAUCAAAUAUGGCAGAACAUUCUGGAUGUUACUCAUGGUGCGCAAACUUACUGUACUUCGCUCAAUAAUUUUGUUUUUGCAACAGAACGGUCUCAUCACUGUUGUGUUGGCUUAUAUAACAUUGUCAGCAGCACUGUCUGUGGAAGUUUGGCGUUACUGGUCUCUUUUUAGAUUCCCUCCCUCAAGAAGGAAUGGCAGAGUGUAUACCCUGGUUUCACAGGAGUUCUAUGAAAGAUUAUAUAUUUAAUAUACUGUUAAUAUAAAGUGUUAUGGUACAGAUGUUUAAUUGGUUUGGUAGGAGUUGGGGAGGUAUGCUAUGCUUUACCUGAAGGAAUUGAACUGUCAAUAAAAGGCAUAGCCUUAUUUUGUGUG